UAUACUUCUAAGCUCAGUUUAGACAAGUUAUUUCUUUACAUUUUCUUCAUGUUUAGUCUCCUAAUGAGGAGAUAAACUCUUCCAUCUUGGCUUUGCUACUUUGAAGCUUAAUGAAUUAUAGAAACCGCAGACGAGAAUCUUAGGACAUACUCAGAUUUUUAGCACAAAGUAACAAUCUUCCUUGGUGUAUCAUUGGAGACUUUAAUGAUAUCCUGGAGCAGGGGGAGAAAAGGGGCAAAGUGGAGCAUCCAAACUGGUUGCUUCAGGGGUUUAGAGAGGCCACUUGUGAUUGUGGUUUGGUGGAUAUCCCUCUACAAGGAAGGCCGUUUACUUGGAGGCGUGGCUUAAAUACUGAAGAUGCAGUAGAAGAGCGUUUGGACCAUGCCAUGGGUACAGAAGCGUGAUUACAGAAAUUUCCUUUUUGCAGUUUGAGGAAUUUAGUAUCUUGUCACUCAGAUCACUCUCCUAUCUUACUAUCCACUGAGUCACAAAUUUUCAGCUUUAGAAAGAGAACUUUUAAAUUUGAAAAUUCAUGGUUGUUGGAGCCGGAUACUAAUAAAGUAGUGGAAGAUGGAUGGAGCGCUCGUUCUGGGGACCCUUUAUUGUUAAAGAUAGAAAAAUUUACUCGCACUUUGGAUGCAUGGGGGCAGAAGAUUAGGACGAGAUACAAGGAACAUAUUGAUAAAUGAACAGGAAGGUAUCUCUGGCUGCCAUCUAUGAUUGGGAGGAGCAAAAAAGCUAUUUUUAAAUAUGUUAAACAUCGAGUUUGGAAGAGAAUUUCGGGAUGGAGCAGCAAACUUCUUUCAAAAGCGGGUAAGGAGGUACUUAUUAAGUCUAUGGUUCAAGCUAUCCCGGUUUAUUGUAUGAGCGUCUUUAUGCUACCCACAACACUCCAGGAAGAGAUUGAGAGGAUAAUGAACUCAUUUGGUGGGGCUCCCGAAGAGGAGAAGGCCGAGGCAUUAAUUGGUUGAGCUGGGACAAACUGUCUCUUAGAAAAGAGGAUGGAGGAAUGGGGUUUCGUCAUCUACACGCUUCUAACUUAGCAAUGUUGGGGAAACAAGGUUGGAGACUGAUUUCUAACCCGGAUGCUAUGGUAACGCGCAUUAUCAAAGCUAAAUACUUCCCGAAAAAGGACUUCUUAGGGGCGGCUGUUGGGCAUAACCCCAGUUUUACUUGGCGUAGCAUCUGGUCGGCCCGAACAUUGUUAAAGGAAGGGUAUAGAUGGAGCAUUGGCGAUGACACUUGUAUAGAUGUUUGGAGGCAGCCCUGGUUACGUGAUAUACAUGACCCAUGGGUUCAUUCGGGACUGGGUUGCAUAAAUGAGGAGCUUCGAGUAUCUCAUCUUAUUGAACGGGAGGAGGGAAGAUGGAAGGAGAGCUUUAUAAGAGAAGUUUUUCAAGAUACUGAUGCAAAUAAAAUCUUGCCCAUUCCUCUGUUUCGGCUAAAUAAGAAGGAUACUGUCAUUUGGUGUUUUGAAAAAAGCGGGCAGUAUACUGUACAAAGUGCCUACCGGUUGUGCAUGGAUAAAUUGGUGAAGACUGAUCAUCUUAAAAAGCCCGGGCAAUGGCACAAGAUAUGGGCUUUAUCAGUCCCUCCAAAGGUUCGUACAUUUAUGUGGAGACUUGGUCGGGACUGUCUGCCAAACCGAAGUCGGCUUAGGGAAAAGGGAAUUUCUUGCCCAACUGCCUUGAUAGUCCAGAAAAUAACUGGCAUAUUUUUUUGGCAUGUCCUGGUAGUGUUACUUGUUGGCAGAAAGUAGGCCUUUGGAAUAUCUUAGAGGAAGCAUUGUUGCAAGCAGAGAGUUUUGCAGAUUUAUUUAUACAUGUCUGCACUAAACUAACAGAAGAGCAACUUUGUACUUUUGCUAUGGUAGUGUGGAGUAUUUGGAGGCGUAGAAACACCCUUUACUGGGAGGGUACAUAUGAAAAUGACCAGCAAGUAAUCACUCGUGGGAUGGAAUUGCUGCAUAGCUGGACAAGUCUUCGAGGCAGACAUCGCACCGGAUCUAGAGAUAACAAAGCUGCUGCAAAAUGGAACCCCCCGCCACCUUCCAACCUUAAGUGUAACGUGGAUGCAACUAUUUUUGAAGAUGAGAAGAGGUCAGGAUGGGAUGUUGUGUUCGUGAUCAUCGGGGGAAAUUUCACCUAGCGCAUUCAGAAUGGUGCCAAGUAACUUUAUCUCCGGCUGAAGCAGAAGUAUGGAGUCUUCGGCAAUCAUUACUAUGGAGCCGGGAGUGGGCAAGAGGGCCUAUUAUUUUUGAGAUGGACGCCAAACAGGUGGUUGAAGAUGUGCACAGUGAUCGGGUGGAUAUGACGAAGUAUGGAUCGCUUGUGAGAGAUUGCAGAUUAUUGCUAGCGGAAAAUAACAACUUUCAUGUUGUUUUUACUAGGCUGCAAGCAAACGGUAGUGCUCAAGCUUUAGCCAGGGCGGAUACAAAUUAUGCUUAUAGCAUAACUUUUAAAAAAUGGGGUACCGUACCGCAUUUGAUUGGUCCAAAUCAUUAUAUACCUUUUAAUUUAGAUUUAAAUAAUUCAACUGCAUCAUUCUUAUUGGUCCAUUUGGACAAAGGUACGGUACAUUUGGGGUACAUAGUAUUAACCAACUUUUAACUAUACUUUGAAAGUUUUAACUAUACAUUUGGCCUAUCACCUCUGUUUUUUGUUUAGUUUUCGAGCACAUUGCUUUAGGCACUCGCAUGACUGAUCGACAACUGCGACACUCAACUAUGUUCGUUCUCCAAAUCCAUUCCGUAGACUUUCCUCAACCGCUUCCCGCCGCCCCUUACUCCCCCGGCGUCUUAAACGCCCCUAAUAAUAUUUCCAAUCUGAACCCGGUUGAGCAACGGGGUGUUGCGCACCUCUUCCGACACCUUCCCCAGUCCACAUCCUCCACCUACGCCACCGCUCUCACUGGUAUAGCUAACCCGAUCGCCCGUACGACCACCAUCUUUGUUGUUGCUGUUCCGAGUGGUUUAUCAGCCCUUGAUUUCCUCCUCUUUUGCGGGUCCCAUGUCGACCAAUUCACAGGAAUCCUCUUUCUUAGGAAUGAUGUAAUGGAAGAUAGAUAUAGUGUAUUGAUAACAUUGGUGAAUCAAUUAGCUGCAGAUGGAUUCUAUUGUAAUUACAAUGGUAAAAGGUUCAAGGCCACUGAGCACGAGGCUUGCCACAUUUAUUUUACUCAAUCAGUGGAAUUCACUGAAUCAGCAGAAAUAGCCUGCAUACCUCCACCGGGUUAUACUGAAUUACCCACUUGUCCAGUUUGUCUUGAAAGACUGGACCAAGAUACAAGCGGAAUACAGGCUACACUUUGUGACCAUUCAUUUCAGUGUUCUUGUGUUUCAAAGAGAACAUUUUCUUCAUGCGAGGUAUGCCGACUUUGUCAGCAGCAGGAUGAGAGACUAACCUGUUCUGUUUGUGAAACACCAAAAAACCUUUGGGUCUGCUUGAUUUGUGGCUUUGUUGGAUGUGGAAGGUAUGUAGAGAGGCAUGCCAUUAGACACUGGAGUGAUACACAACAUCAAUAUUCUCUGGAGUUAGAGACGCAGCAAAUCUGGGAUUAUGUAGGAGACAAAUAUGUUCACCGUUUAAAUCAAUCAAAAACCGAUGGCAAGCCAACUGCUAUGACUUCUUCAUGUCCUGCAUCUGAUAGUGAAUGUGAUGUUUUUCGGUAUGAUGAUGAGGACCCAGGAGGUCUCAGUGGUGCCCUUUACAGCAGCAAAGUUGAAGCGGUUGUGGAUGAGUAUAACCGCCUACUUGCCAGCCAGCUAGAGACUCAAAGACAGCAUUAUGAAUCUUUACUAGCUGCGGCAAGAAGUGGAAAGGAAAUCUCAGUAUCCAAAUCGGUGGCUAAGGCACUAUUUUCAAAAACACACGACUUACAAUCUAGAAUUGAAAAGUGUGAGGAGGAAAAGAAGGCCGUUACAGAUAGAAACCAAGAACUUAUGAUAAAACAAGAACUUCUGCAGCAGAACUAUAAAGAAGUAGAGAAAAGGGAAAUACUGUUAUUGAAGUCGAAGGAUGAGAAUAUACAGGAGCUUAAAGAACAGAUCAGAGAUAUAAAAGUCUACAUUGAAGCCCAGAGAAGGCUUGCUAAGAUGGGAGUUUCAGAUGGAAAGGAAGGUACUGUUUUAUCUGUAGAAUCUAAUCAGUCAUCUUCAGGCGGUACCAGAAGGAGAACCAAGCAAGGGAGGAGACGAUGAUGACCAUUCUAAAUCUCUGUUUGUAGUAGCAUUGAGUCUAAGUGGAGGCGGCCUGUUCUGUGCCCGACAUGUUUUAAUUUGAAAGCAUUUUACAGGGUAUAUAUUUUUAAUUGAGUCCAGUUUGUAUAUAUUUUUGUCUUUCAUUGUGUGUUUCAUUAACAUGGCAUCAUGACAAGCAAGAAAGUUAGUCAAAAGCUCGUGAUGGUUAUAGCCCCCAGCUUGGUUUUCUGGUUGAUUCGAUUGAACCACUUUAG
This is a messenger RNA of Cuscuta epithymum, 4452 nucleotides long. NCBI's taxonomy places the organism in Eukaryota, Viridiplantae, Streptophyta, Magnoliopsida, Solanales, Convolvulaceae. The record is from the annotation of a GenBank genome assembly.